GCCACCUCACUGGAGCAAACUGAAGUCUCUAUUGGCCUUGAGGGACUGGUGUUUCACACUCUUUCACAGGUGGUUAGAAUAACCUGAGUUGGAAGGGACUCACAAGAAUCAUUGAAGCCCAACUCCUGGCCUUGCACAAGACAGCCCCAAGAAUCACACCAUGUACCUGAAGAUCAUAUAUGCAUGAUUGCAGAGCAGCAAUUCCCAUCUGAAACUCUGGUUUUACUUGCUUUUGUGAACUGUAUGUCAGGACAGUUCUUGCACAGUUAUGUGCCUGGUAUCAGUGAAACUUCAAGUUCUGCAGGGAGGCAGCUGUUUGUUAAUGGUCUAAUGACGCUUGGAUUCGCAGGUGCACGUCAACAGAGUGAGCUCUGCAAUGAAUCUCUCAUGUUAGAAAAGUUGCCUGCCUGUGGAAAAUCCUUUGAAGAGAUGAUGAAGAGAGUGGACUCAAAAAAGUGGUGCAACCUUACAGAAUUUAUCAUGUAUUACGACAACUUUACCCAGUGCACAGAACGUGAAGCCAACAAUGCAAGUUGCUUUUGGCCAAACCCCCUUGCAGAAGGCUUUAUCACUGGAAUUCAUAAACAAUUCUUUUCAAACUGUACUUCAGAAAAGGUUCACUGGGAAGAUCCACCAGAUGAAAUUCUCAUAACACUGAUCUUGAUCCCGGUCUUGUUGACAUGUGCCAUGAUAACACUGGUAGUAUGGUGCAGCAAAAGAAGUGAUAUCUUAGUGUAAGUUCUUCCUCUGGGCUUUCUUUUUCUUCAUUUCUUUCUUCCCUAAACACUAAGAAAGGACCAUGAAGAGAGGAACAUGGCAUAAAGAUUUCAGAUCUGCUGAAACAGAACCAGUGAGAUACUGAGGUGCUCCUGUGAAUGAAGAGCUGCCUGCUGCUGCUGCGACACUGCUUCUGGCUUGACCAUGAGUAUUUUCUGGUGGAAAGCUCUACUUCCAUCAGGCCUCGUCAGCAUGGAAUUCACAGGCAGCCCCCAGAAACAGGAGGGUUUCCAUGGACCCCAUGUCUGCAAUAAGAGUGAAAUUACUUUCCUGUGGGCAAAGGUGGCUGGUAGAAUUUUCCAGAGCUGUAUGUGCGUAAUACUUACUGCGGGGGAAGUGAUAUCUCUUGAAGUUUCGUGCAGGACACUCAAGGUUUUCAUCUGUGAACUCUGUGACUUGGAGAGAUCCCUGGCACUGGAAUCGAUUAUGGAUAUAACCAGGUGGCAGCUUUUCUUAGAAGCUAGUCAAAAUCAUCAUUAUCAAAACUGGGAAGUAUUGUUCUGGCAAAGAAAUAACUUCUGUGUCCAGUGACUAUCUGCACAGGGAAAUUAUCCUGCCACAUUAUAAAAUAGUUCAGAAAAUUCCUUUAAGCAUGGCUGCUUGGAAUCGUAUGUCUUGCAAACAAACUUUGGGAGGAUACGUAAGUCCUACUUUACAGAGCCGGAAAAUGUGAAAGGAAAUUGGUUGAUUAUAAAUACACUAAGGAGUAAUGAAGAAACACCAGACUUUUCAUACACCAGACUCUUUAUUUUUCCUCUUUUAUAAUUAUUAUUCUUGAUGACUUGUGUUCACUGUAUACUCCCCACUCUCACUCCAAUUUGUGCAAGUGAUAUUCAACAAAUAAAUAUAAAGGUGGCAUGUUGAUUGAGGUGCCUUUCAGAGUAUUGUACAUAAAUAAUUCUUUGUCCUGUGAAGAGUAUGGGAAUUAAAGUAUGAACAUCAAAACUUGGAAUAGUAGUAGGAGGAAAGAGAAAAAUUCAACUCAGAAAUCUUAUUCUAUAAAGUUAUGUAAUAGUUGAAAUAAAGAUCAUAUGCUCAAAACAAAAGAACUACUCUGUUGCAAACCUUCUUUUCACAACAUGCCUUUCAGUUCAGUGCUCUUCUAUGACUGUGCAAUGUCUGUUACAAGUGACUUUUCAUUUUCCCAUACCUUAUGCACACAAAUAAAAUACAGUUGAAUGGCCGAGUAAUUGUGCUUUAUAUAUUUUAUAGUUAGAUUUUCUCCUGUGAGGUUCUGGCUCCAUUUUUGAGACUUAGGUCUAUGAUUAUGAAAAGCAUUUCCAUGCUUAAAUCAAAUUAGAAGUGCUCAAUUUACUAGAUUAUUUAUCUACAUACAUUGUGUAAAGAUAAAUAAAUAACCCUUAUAAGCUGUA
This is a messenger RNA of Melospiza melodia melodia, 2150 nucleotides long. RefSeq names its product receptor activity modifying protein 3 (gene RAMP3). Gene Ontology annotation, cellular component: cell surface; membrane; signaling receptor complex. Gene Ontology annotation, molecular function: coreceptor activity. The transcript has 6 exons. The record is from RefSeq and is a predicted model, not a curated record. NCBI's taxonomy places the organism in Eukaryota, Metazoa, Chordata, Aves, Passeriformes, Passerellidae. Gene Ontology annotation, biological process: G protein-coupled receptor signaling pathway; intracellular protein transport; calcium ion transport. Bases 184 to 738 code for a protein of 184 amino acids.